Molecule: messenger RNA, 3313 nt
Organism: Lutzomyia longipalpis
Lineage: Eukaryota; Metazoa; Arthropoda; Insecta; Diptera; Psychodidae
Exons: 5
Coding region: 1-822 (273 amino acids)
Source: RefSeq, a predicted model, not a curated record
AUGCUGAUGGACGAGGCAUGGGCCAACCAAGUGGCUUAUGCCAAAUCCAAUGAGAGGAAAGGUUCCCUGCGUAAAGGCAAGGAGGCUUCGGAGAUCCACGAGCAAAUACUACAGCUAGAAAGGAAUAAGAUUCUGGGAGACGCAAAUGCACGAGAGACGGGAGAAUCCGAUUUACCAAAUUUUGUAAACGAUUCGGGGGCAUUUCAAUCACUUCAAAACAGAGUGCAAACGGCCCUUCAAGGCACAAAUAUACCGGAACCAAGAUUGGAUCCUGAUCAUUUCAAUAGAAAUCCAGGCCAAUUGGACAAUGAGCUUGGAAAUGUAUCACCAUCGAUUCCGGAUAUAAACUCUGGAGCUUUGAUUGCACCAGAAACCGGAAACUUCCAAAACUCACCUUCGAAUUCGAUCAAUGAUCAAAGGGAGGAAACAACGAAAAAAGUGCAGGAGGAGAUUCAGCAUUUCAAUCGAAUCCCAGCCAAGCACUCCCAACAAAAUCUUCCGGUGAACCAGGGCUUAUCGAAUGCACAAAUGAAGAAACCAAUGAUGAAUGAAGAAAAUACUGAUCCCAACAAAAUUCCUGCCGCCACCAUUCGAGAAAAUAUUUUGGUGAAGAAAGGAACAGUACCUGAUGCCCAAAAGUUUAUAGUCACUAAUUAUUCUGUGCGAGAAUUGGAACUUAUGGAAGAGUUGAGGAGAUACAAGGAGCGAAACGAUUUUCUUCAAGAGAAAAACGAAAAGCUUGAAAAUGAUCUGGGUUAUCAACGCCAUCAGAAUGAUAUACUCCUCGAAAUCAUUCGAAAUUACUCUGUCCAUGGUAAGUGAAAAGUAAAAAGAAAAUAUUGAAGGCACUUGCGCUAUGAUUGUUAGAGAUCACCGAGAUCACUCAUAUUUGAAUUGUGUGGAGAAACACUUUUGGGUUAAAUUCCUUUUAUUUUCAUAAAAAAAAUCUGUAAUUUUAAUGCCAAGUGAUCUAUUCUUAUGAUGAUAUAUUCUUUUAUAUGUAAUAAAGUGAAUUAUGUGGAAAAACACUAUUGCGUAAAAUUCUUUUUUUUGUGUGAUUUUUAAGUAUUGAUUUAUGUUCUACGAUGUAGAUUGUAGGCUUGCAGGAAUUGUGGAACCAAGCGAUGUCGCACUAAAUUUCCUGUCUCAAGAAGACUAUUCUCCGACUGUGGACAAUCAGGGACUUCCGUAUAAGAUAAUGGCAUUUGUACAGGACCAUCACGUGCAAGCAUUCUAGCAACAACUUUCAUGUUAUGUAGCACACAACAUGAUAUAAUAAAUUGGGAAGCUUUAUGUGGUGCAUAUCUGAAUUUCCGUUCACUGUUGAGACUACGAAAUACUUGCUUCAUUAGUCCAUUAGUCUUCUCAAUGACAUUGCGAGCAAUUGAAUGCAUUUUAUUAAAAUUUGCCUCAUCAAUCGAUGUAAUUUCCCUAAAUGGGGUGAUUAGCCAUGGAGUGAGAGGAAAGCCCGCAUCACCUGAAAAAAUUGACACGCAGUAGAAUUAAUUCAUAAUUUUCCUAUAUGGUGUAAGUCAUACACGUAACUUCGUAACUUUCGAUAAGGAAAAGGGUAAAUAAUAAUUUAAUAUAGCAUAAAUGUGUAGGUAUAACUUUUUAUCCCUAUAACAUGCAAAACAAUGGCUAUAGUACUGUUUAAAAAUAAAUAAAUAAAUGAGAAAAAUAUGUAUUUUUGCAUUUCCAGAAUAAUUAAUUGAAGUAAUGAGGCUUUUUUAUCAUAUCAUUUCAAAGAUUUUUAUUUCUUGAAUAAUAAAUUAAAUGAAAAUUUCUACUUUUUUCCCUUUGAGAGUAUAAUCUUAAUAUCAUUGGACUCUGCCCCCACUCUCCUUUAUAUCAUCCUUGAUAAAAAGAAUUUUAUUUUUCUACGGAAUGGUCAAAUUACGCGAUCUAUUUUUUUAGCUGUGAUUCUUUCGAAGAAUAUAAUAACACAGUUUUUAAAGUAUACGAUGGUACACAUUUUAUAUUCUUAAUGCGGAAUCGUUUCAUCCAACUUUACCAAUAAUAAAUGAUGUAACAUUCAAAUAUUUAUAGUUACCGAGUAGGUAUGUUUGAUUGUUAAGAUAGUUGUAUUUAGAUUUCAGAUAGCGUGCAAUCCUAGAUACGCCAUAUAUAUGGGCAUCGUGAGCUCCCCCGCAAAAGUCUGAUUUAACGUUCAUAAUAAAUUGAUCGCUGUCGCAAAUCUGAAAUUAAUCCACAAAACAAUUUUUUUGUCAUUUACAAUUUAAUACUAAAAGUUAAAGAAAAUAAUGAAUAUUGUUGGUGACAACCACUUGGUAUAGUCUCUGCACCAAAUUUUCUUUGCGAUUGGACCAAUAUGGUGUAGAAAUGCAUAAAACUGUACAGGAACGUAAUCCUUUUUUAUUAUAUAGAAGAAGAUGAAAUUUCUUACCAACAUCACGUUCACACUGUAAAAUCCUCUACGAUUAAAAUAAUUUCGCGCAAUCCUUUUUGGAAGAGCUGACAGCGGAACAUGGGUGUUAUCAAUGGCACCCACAAUACCAUUGAUAUGAUACUUUGUUCGAAACCUAAAAACAAGUUUAGUAAAUACCUAUGAGUAUAUCUUUUAUUAUGCACAAUAUAACAGGGAUCAUAAACAUUUCUUUCAUAUACGCAAAAAAUUAAAGUUAAGACUUUUUUUUAAUGAAUAUUUAGACGAAAAAAAAAGCCAAGUACGUUAAGAGCUAAGAAAAUUAAGAAAAAUUUUCCGAAGGAGUCAGAGCGCAAUGGAUAGAGCAUUCAAGCUAGCUUCCGAAAGGUCGCCUGUUCGAACACAGAACUCAGUAAGUGCUUCUCUUCUCGAUCGGUUGGAUCCGGAGAUUGAUACAUUAUUAUCUGUAGAAGGGUCUAAUGUGCUGGUAGCUCGAUAGUCACAUUCCUUCUACGUAAGCAAAACAACAUCAAUGAAAUCUGGAAGUAGGCUUAAAUCUCUGAAUAUAAUUACAACUCACCCUUCUUUCUUCUUAUUAACCUCCUCAACAGUGGAUGGGAAAAUAAUAUAUCGAGAUUUUAAAUUCACUGCCACUAUUCGGCUCAUCUCGUCAACAAUUCUAGAAACUGAUGCCUGGCUCAGUUGAAGCAAAAAGGUCGACCCAACCCGUUUUUGGUAUCCUCCACUCGCCAAAAAGUUCAAGAAUACGAGAACUUUUAGCUCAAGGGGGAUACCACUGAUGCUCCGAGGUGGAGGAGCAAACUCCCGAAUAUCCGAAAUCAAAAGUCGUACCAGAGGCUUUGUCAAGUGGAAUUGAAAAUAGAAUCUAGAGAAAGAAAUUUAAAUAAAGUAAAAUAAAAAAAUAAA